Molecule: messenger RNA, 891 nt
Organism: Microthlaspi erraticum
Lineage: Eukaryota; Viridiplantae; Streptophyta; Magnoliopsida; Brassicales; Brassicaceae
Source: the annotation of a GenBank genome assembly
AUGCCGAGGAAGAAGCUAAACCUAGCUUACAUCCCCAAUGAUACGCUGAGGAAAGUAUCAUACAACAAGAGGAAGAAAGGGUUUAUGAAAAAAAUCGAGGAGCUCACAGUUCUCUGCGGAAUCGAAGCAUGUGCCGUUGUCAACAGUCCGUUCAGCUCAAAUCCAGAGGUGUGGCCAUCAAACACGGGAGUGAAGACCGUAGUGGAGAAGUUCGAGGCGAUGCCAGAGAUUGACCAAGAGAAGAAAAUGGUGAAUCAUGAAGGUUUCCUCAUGCGAACCAUCACAAAAACCAUGGAUAAUAGCGAGAGGAAGACGAAUGAAAACAAGGAGCUGAUGAUGAGGGAGGCCAUGUUCUUUCUUCUUACUGAGCAAGGGAACAUGCUUACGGCUGAUGGACAUCAUGAGGAUUUGUGUAAGCAUAUUGAAAAAUAUAUUAAGGUUCUUUAUAAACAUAGGGCUGAGUUUGUAAACCAAACUCGUUUUGAAUUUGGAGAAUCUUCUUCAGCUGCUAGUGCCAGGGCACCGGCAGCUAUAGCUGAAGUGGGUUCCUCUUCUACUCAAAAUGCUACUAAUGUUUCCAACUCUCCUCUUCCUCUUCCUUUGCUAAAGAAUGAGUUAUGGGCUUUGGAGCCCAUUAACGCUAAUGCUUUUGGGAAUAUUUUCCUUCCUGACGUUAAUAACCAACAACGUUAUAAUCAGAUUCAGUAUCAAGAGCAGUUUGGAUAUGAGCAGUUUGGAUAUCCAAUGGUGGAUCAAGAUGGAGGUUACAUUCCGAAUCAAAAUCAGAUUCAGCAGGAAGAUUGGUUUGUUGAUCAGAUCCUGAACCAGACCGAACAAAUGAGUUUUCCUGCGAUGGAUGGCAACAAUCACUGCAACCACCACCAGUCCUAG